CGUCCAGCUCGAUCGCUCCCAGUUUACCUUUUACCUUCUACAAUGGCAGAUCCUAGUGGGGCACCACCGCAGCCAGGUCCCAACGAUAUCUCGACAGCCAUUUUACGGCCGAAGAAAUCGCCCAAUCGUUUGGUCGUAGAUGAAGCUACCAACGAGGACAACUCUGUUGCAACAAUGAACCCUGCCACAAUGGAAAUUUUGGAGCUUUUCCGUGGGGAUACGAUUAUCAUUCGCGGCAAGAAGAGACGAGAUACCGUCCUUAUUUGCCUAAGUGACGAUAGUGUCGAUGAAGGCAAAAUCCAGAUGAACAAAGUGGCUCGUAACAACUUGCGAGUGAAGCUCGGCGAUGUCGUCAAUGUCCAUGCUUGUCCCGACAUCAAGUACGGCAAGCGGGUUCAUGUCCUUCCUUUCGACGAUUCCGUAGAGGGCUUGAGCGGCAACUUGUUCGAUGUCUACCUCAAGCCUUACUUCCUCGAGGCUUACCGACCCGUCCGUAAGGGCGAUACCUUCCUCGUUCGCGGUGGAAUGCGAACAGUAGAAUUCAAAGUCAUCGAAACCGAUCCCGCCGAAUUCUGUAUCGUGGCUCAAGACACUGUUAUUCACACCGAGGGAGACCCAGUCAAGAGGGAGGAUGAAGAAGCUAACCUCAACGACGUUGGAUACGAUGACAUCGGUGGCUGCCGGAAACAGAUGGCUCAAAUCCGUGAACUUGUCGAGCUCCCUCUUCGCCAUCCACAGCUUUUCAAAUCUAUCGGCAUCAGGCCUCCGCGUGGUAUCCUAAUGUUCGGCCCCCCAGGAACUGGUAAAACUCUCAUGGCGCGGGCCGUCGCGAAUGAGACGGGUGCCUUCUUUUUCCUCAUCAACGGUCCAGAAAUCAUGAGUAAGAUGGCGGGAGAGAGUGAAAGUAAUCUCCGAAAGGCAUUCGAGGAGGCGGAGAAGAACUCGCCUGCUAUCAUCUUUAUUGAUGAAAUCGAUUCCAUUGCGCCGAAACGUGAAAAGACCAACGGAGAAGUUGAACGUCGUGUGGUUUCACAAUUGCUCACCCUCAUGGACGGUCUUAAAGCUCGUUCAAACGUUGUCGUCAUGGCUGCCACCAACCGACCCAACUCCAUUGACCCGGCUCUCAGACGUUUCGGUCGAUUCGACAGAGAAGUUGACAUUGGUAUCCCCGAUCCUACUGGUCGUCUUGAGAUUCUCCGUAUCCACACCAAGAACAUGAAGCUCGGCGAAGAUGUCGAUCUCGAACAGAUUGCUGCCGAUACCCAUGGUUAUGUUGGUUCCGAUGUCGCCUCGUUGUGCUCGGAAGCUGCCAUGCAGCAAAUCCGUGAAAAGAUGGAUCUCAUCGACCUCGACGAAGACACGAUUGACGCUGAGGUCUUGGACUCGCUCGGUGUCACCAUGGAUAACUUUAGGUUCGCAUUGGGCGUGUCGAAUCCUUCUGCGUUGCGGGAGACUGUUGUCGAAGUUCCUACUACCACUUGGGACGACAUCGGUGGUCUCGACAAGGUCAAGCUGGAGUUGCAAGAGACUGUGCAGUACCCCGUCGACCACCCCGAGAAAUUCCUCAAGUAUGGAAUGUCGCCUUCAAAGGGUGUCUUGUUUUACGGUCCUCCUGGUACUGGUAAGACACUGUUGGCGAAGGCUAUUGCCAAUGAGUGUAAUGCCAACUUUAUUAGUAUCAAGGGUCCUGAACUGCUCACCAUGUGGUUUGGUGAAUCUGAAGCCAACGUCCGAGAUGUUUUCGACAAGGCUCGUGCUGCAGCACCCUGUGUGAUGUUCUUUGACGAGUUAGAUUCUAUCGCCAAAGCCCGUGGUGGUUCCUCUGGUGAUGGAGGAGGAGCAGGAGAUCGAGUGCUUAAUCAGAUCCUGACCGAGAUGGACGGUAUGAACGCUAAGAAGAACGUGUUCAUUAUUGGAGCGACCAACCGACCUGAUCAAAUUGAUUCUGCACUCCUUCGACCUGGUCGUCUCGAUCAGCUGAUUUACAUUCCUUUACCUGAUGAAGCAUCUCGGUUGUCUAUUUUGAGGGCGCAGCUCAAGAAGUCACCUGUAGCGAAAGAUGUCGAUCUUACGUUCCUUUCGAAGAAUACCCAUGGGUUCUCUGGUGCUGAUCUUGCGGAGAUAUGUCAGAGGGCUGCUAAAUUGGCGAUUCGGGAGUCGAUUGAGGCUGAUAUAAAACGUGCUAGGGAGAAACAGGAUAAGGAAGAAGAGGAGGAUGGGGAUUCGAAGAUGAAAGUGGAGGAAGAGGAGGAGGAGGAUCCUGUUCCUGAGAUUACAAAAGAUCACUUUGAGGAAGCUAUGAGAUAUGCUCGUCGUUCCGUGUCGGACCAGGACAUUCGUCGUUACGAGAUGUUUUCACAGAAUUUGCAACAGUCUCGUGGAUUUGGUAACAACUUCAAGUUCCCGGAAUCAGAUGGUGUUGCACCUGGUGCUGGGAGUGGUGGAGGUGGGACGACUGCGGCUCCGAGUGCGAACACUGGGUUCGCUGAUGAUGCUGGAGAUGAUGAUUUGUACGCUUGAGCGAGAGGGUUAUGCACCACACCACACACAAAAUGUUGACCUGAUCGUCGUUCCCUCGCUGUUUUUUUUUUUUACCGAUCUUGUAGAUUUUUUUCCCCACCCCCCUUUUUCUUUCACGAAUCGAAUCAUGAGGUGUAUACUUAAUAAUAACAGGUUUCCUAUUACCUAUAUACAUAACUA
Messenger RNA from Marasmius oreades (fairy-ring Marasmius), 2700 nucleotides. RefSeq lists its product as uncharacterized. Gene Ontology annotation, biological process: autophagosome maturation; mitotic spindle disassembly; retrograde protein transport, ER to cytosol. Gene Ontology annotation, cellular component: VCP-NPL4-UFD1 AAA ATPase complex; nucleus; cytosol. Bases 43 to 2520 code for a protein of 825 amino acids. The record is from RefSeq and is a predicted model, not a curated record. The transcript is spliced from 10 exons. Lineage: Eukaryota; Fungi; Basidiomycota; Agaricomycetes; Agaricales; Marasmiaceae. Gene Ontology annotation, molecular function: ATP hydrolysis activity; ATP binding; polyubiquitin modification-dependent protein binding.